Messenger RNA from Panicum virgatum (switchgrass), 2515 nucleotides. RefSeq names its product transcription factor UNE10-like. The transcript is spliced from 4 exons. Gene Ontology annotation, cellular component: nucleus. Gene Ontology annotation, molecular function: protein dimerization activity. The coding region runs from base 387 to 2021 and encodes 544 amino acids. Lineage: Eukaryota; Viridiplantae; Streptophyta; Magnoliopsida; Poales; Poaceae. The record is from RefSeq and is a predicted model, not a curated record.
GCCGUCCUCACACGCACGAGCGAUGCGUUGCAUGGCUCCGCCACACCCGUAGCGGCCCUCGCGCCCACCCACCCGCGGCCGCACAUAAAUAUCUGCAUCUCCGCCGCCGCCGCCGGCCUGCGGCUUCACACACACCAUACUAGUAGCUACACACGCCUAUACUGCUAUACACGACACGCUAGCAGCAGCUCCUGAUCACACUCACACCAUAGUCUCGCUCUAUAGCUCGAUCGGCGAUUGGCCCGGCCACCGUUGCUACCCUCCGAGCGAGCGCGGUGCCGUCGUGUCGCGCUGCAGGGACGCGCGGCUGCAGGCUGCACUGCUGCUGCAGCGCGCGACAUAGGUGGGGGUAUAUAUCGGCCCCGCGAUCGCGCGCGACUAGGGAGAUGAACCAGUGCGUGCCGAGCUGGGAUCUGGACAACCCGGCGCUGGUAGCAGCCGGCGACGGCGGCGGCGGCGUUAGCAACCACCCGGUGACGACCGCGGCCGGCAGCGCGCACCACCGGGGAGCGGCGGUGACGGCGGCCGGCGGGGCGUUCGCGCCCGUCGUCGUGCCCAUGGCGGACCACUACUACGAGGUGGCGGAGCUGACGUGGGAGAAGGGCAACAUCUCCUCGCACGGGCUGCUCAACCGGUCGCCGCCGAGCAAGUACCACCACCCGCCCGCCGCGCCGCCGCCGCCGCCGCACCUGCAGGGCAUAGGGGGAGACGGCGGGGCCGCCCGGGACCGCGAGACGCUCGAGGCGGUGGUCGGCGAGGCCGCCGCGCGGUCGCACUUCCUCUCUCGGCCUGCGGUGCACCUCGCGCCCUGGGUCGGGGUCGGGGUCGGGGCGGGCGGCGCCGCCGCCGUGCCGCGCGCCGGCGCGGACGCGCUGGUGCCGUGCGCCGCGAGGGUAGACGAGGCGGCCGCGGAGGGGGCGGACGCCGCCGACGCGUCGAGGAGGAAGCGGGCGCGGGUGGUCGGCGAGGACGGGCUGGUGUGCGCCAGCCAGGGGAGCACCGCGCCCGGCCGCCGCGGCGACAGCGCCCUGAUCACGCGGGACGCCUGCGGCACCGGGGCCGACGACGUGUGCGGCUUCACGACCACCACCAACAACUCGACGUCCCUGGAGCGCGAGGACAAGGGCUCCCCGGACACGGAGAACACCAGCAUCGGCGGAGGCGCCAGCGACUCCCGCUGCUUCAGCCGUCGGUCGCAGAGAGAGGGCCUGUGCGACGAGGGGGAGAACGUGGUGAUCACCGGCGGCGACGGGGCGGUGAGGUCGUCGGUUUCGACCAAGAGGAGCCGGGCUGCUGCCAUCCACAACGAAUCUGAGCGUAAACGAAGGGACAGGAUCAACCAGAAGAUGAAAACGCUGCAAAAGAUGGUCCCGAACUCGAGCAAGGUGAGCCGGCUGCUGCUGCUGCCUGCUGCGACUCAGACAACGCAACCGAUCCGACUAACAAACACACUACGCGCGCGCUUUGCGCUCACGUUGCCUCUCCUUGGCCUGGCGCAGACGGACAAGGCGUCGAUGCUGGACGAGGUGAUCGACUACCUGAAGCAGCUGCAGGCGCAGGUGCAGGUGAUGAGCCGGAUGAGCAGCAUGAUGAUGCCCAUGGCGAUGCCGCAGCUGCAGAUGUCCGCCGUCAUGGCGCAGAUGGCCCAGAUGGCGCAGAUGGCGCAGAUGGCCCAGGGCAUGAUGAACAUGGGCUCCCUCGCGCCGCCGGCCGCCGCCGCCUACGCGGGUCUCACGCCGCUCAUCAUGCCCCCCUUCGUCCCCGCCAUGCCGCCCUGGGACCCCGCCGCCUCCGGCGCCGCCGCCGUGGGCGCGGCGGCGGACCGCACGCCGCAGCCCGCCGCGUGCGUCGCCGGCGCCGCGCCGCCGGACGCCUUCUCCGCCUUCCUCGCGUGCCAGGCGCAGCAGAGCGGCCAGCAGCAGCAACCGAGCGGCAUGGAGGCGUACAGCCAGAUGGUGGCGCUGUACCAGAAGAUGAGCCAGCAGCAGCAGGGCCAGCCCGGCAGUUCAUCCAAGCAGUGAGCACGUAGCUGCUCUUGUACAUCCUUUUGUUUGCUUGAUUGAAAACCCAAUUCCAGGGGCCUGUUUGGGAGGGUUUCCGCCGGCUCCGGCUCUGGCACUGUAGCAUCACUGCAGCGCGGAGCCGACGGAGCCACCUAAACCAGGCUCCACAGCUUCAAUGAACAGUGUUGCAUGUUAGUGAAACAAGAGGAGAUGAUGGGCCGGAGCCGCUCCUAUAAACAAUGCUGCUACAGUAUUUUUCUGCUUUGAAGCUAGGGAGCCCUCCCAAACGGGGCCUAGCUGUCCCUCCAUCGCAUCUGUCCAGAUUUCUUUCUUUUUUUUCUCCUGUGGUGAGGCGUGGGCCCCGAGUCGUGCAGUUGAGGUGAAAUCCGUCGACGCGGUUACAUGUACCAUCAUGUAUUUAUUCUGUUUUUGACCCGCCUAGCCUUGUAUAAAUGACCAAAAAUCCUUGAUUUAUGCUGUCAGUCUAAUUGCUGAAGAUGACGUUCAGGUAA